This is a messenger RNA of Theileria parva strain Muguga, 631 nucleotides long. It is a transcript of the gene ZBP14, whose product is annotated as 14 kDa zinc-binding protein. The record is from RefSeq and is a predicted model, not a curated record. The transcript has 4 exons. Bases 1 to 543 code for a protein of 180 amino acids. Gene Ontology annotation, cellular component: cytoplasm. Gene Ontology annotation, molecular function: hydrolase activity. Lineage: Eukaryota; Apicomplexa; Aconoidasida; Piroplasmida; Theileriidae.
AUGUUUCAUAUAUAUUAUUUUAUUAUUUUUGUUUUUAUGAUUUCAAGCCGUUUUUGGUUGGUUUCGUCCUUUUUUACCAGACUAAAUCUUACACCAUUUUACAAACAACUUACCUUCAUUCCAACAAAAAAAACUAAUUUUGAUACUUUGAAAAGUAGUUUUUCUGCUUUAAAAUCCAUGCCGAAUUCUGAAAACCCCGAAGAAUUAACUGUAUUUCACAAGAUUGUUAAGGGCGAAUUGCCUUGUAAAAAGGUUUACGAGGAUGACCUGGUUCUGGCUUUUUAUGACAUUCAGCCCGCGUCUCCAAGCCACAUAUUAAUAAUUCCCAAGGAAAUGGACGGUCUAGCCAGUUUAAGUGAUGCUACCGAGCGUCAUGAAAAGGUUUUAGGCCAUAUGUUGGUAAAGGCUGCACAUAUAGCUAAGGAGAAUAAUCUGGGUGACUUUAGAGUUGUAAUUAACAGUGGCCCAGGGGCUCUUCAAACCGUUUUUUACCUACAUAUGCAUCUUAUGUCUGGUAGAAGGUUCAAUUGGCCACCUGGAUAAUUUCUAAAUUCACAUUUUCAGGGACUCGAUUCUCAUUUCUGAACUCCAAAUACUCUUUAACAUUACAUAAAUUUAGCUACUUUAUUUA